Aethina tumida (small hive beetle) is the source of this 1427-nucleotide messenger RNA. RefSeq names its product obg-like ATPase 1. Gene Ontology annotation, cellular component: cytoplasm. The transcript is spliced from 10 exons. The record is from RefSeq and is a predicted model, not a curated record. Bases 91 to 1290 code for a protein of 399 amino acids. NCBI's taxonomy places the organism in Eukaryota, Metazoa, Arthropoda, Insecta, Coleoptera, Nitidulidae. Gene Ontology annotation, molecular function: ATP hydrolysis activity; ATP binding; GTP binding.
CUUUCAGCUGUCACCGGUUGACAGAUAACCUAGUGUACCACGCUUAAGUGUUAAAAUUUAAUUGUCGAAGUGCUUUAAACUAUCAAAAAGAUGCCACCGAAAAAAGUAGCAGAACCGGAAAGAAAACCGCUGAUCGGACGCGUCGGCACCAAUCUGCGAGUGGGCAUCGUCGGCGUCCCCAACGUGGGCAAGUCCACGUUUUUCAACGUCCUCACAAAGAGCGCCGUCGCUGCAGAGAACUUCCCCUUCUGUACCAUCAAACCUAAUGAAAAUAAGGUAGCUGUUCCGGACGCCCGGUUUGAUUAUCUUUGUGAUUUCUUCAAACCUGCCAGUAAGGUGCCCGCAAUUUUGAACGUCGUGGACAUCGCCGGUUUGGUAAGAGGCGCGUCCGAAGGACAAGGUCUUGGAAACGAUUUUCUGUCACACAUCAGCGCUUGCGAUGCAAUUUUCCACCUGUGCAGGGCCUUUGAAGAUGACGAUGUUACACACGUGGAAGGCGACGUUAAUCCUGUCAGGGAUUUGGAGAUAAUCGGCGAAGAAUUGCGACUAAAGGACGAGGAAACUUUAAUGAAGGCUCUGGAGAAGAUGGAGAAAACCGUCGGUCGUGGAGGAGACAAAAAGCUUAAACCAGAAUAUGACACAUUGCACAAGAUCAAGGGUGUGUUGGUGGACGAGAAGAAGCACAUCAGAUUCGAAGAUUGGGACGCGAAGGACAUCGAAGUUUUGAACAAGUAUUUGUUCCUGACGUCGAAGCCCGCUCUUUACUUGGUCAAUCUCACCGAAAAGGACUACAUUAAGAAGAAGAACAAGUGGUUGAUUAAGAUUAAGGAAUGGGUUGACAAGAACGAUCCUGGUGCGCUCAUCAUCCCGUUCUCAGGCGCGUUCGAACACAAGCUGGUCGAGGAGUACGAGGAUCCAGCUUUGAGGAAGAAGUUUUUGGAAGACCAGGGCACCACCAGCGCUCUGGACAAAAUUGUAGUGCAGGGGUAUAAGGCUCUGCAAUUGGAGUAUUUCUUCACAGCUGGACCAGAUGAAGUCAAAGCAUGGACCAUCCAAAAAGGAACAAAGGCGCCACAGGCGGCCGGCAGGAUACACACGGACUUCGAAAAGGGUUUCAUAAUGGCGGAAGUUAUGAAGUUCGCCGAUUUUAAGGAGGAAGGUUCGGAGGCCGCAUGUAAGGCGGCUGGUAAAUACCGACAGCAAGGCAGGAAUUACGUUGUAGAAGAUGGUGAUAUUAUUUUCUUCAAGUUCAACGCGGGUGCCGGACUGAAGGACGCCAAAAAGAAGUGAUUGACAUUGUCCGUGACGCUCUGCGUCAUGGUUUAUCUUUACGUGAACAUGAUAUUCUUUUAUACCAGUUUGAAUUGUUGAUCUAAUUGUUUUGCAUUUAAUUUAAUGAUUAAUUAAUAAACUAUUCUGGUUCUCGA